AUGACAUUACUUUUCGACGGCCAACUGUUCACACUCUAUGCUGGAAUCAUUCUACUCGUUGCUUGUGUUGUUGGAAAUGGCAUUAAUAUUCUUGUCUUUUCCAGAGUUCGCAUUUAUCGAACAAAUCCUUGUACAUUCUACUUUCUCAUGGGUUCUAUUGACAACAUGUUCUAUGUUUGUUUCAAUCUUCCGAUUCGUAUCUUAAGCGACACUUAUCGAAUUGACACAUAUCGAGGAUCUGAUGUAUGGUGUAAAAUACGACAUCUCCUUCUGGUUGUUCCUUCUCUAAUCUCUGUCACAUUUUCAUGUUUAGCUAUCAUUGAUCAGUUUUUAGUCACAUCAAAAAGUGCCUAUCUUCGUAGUCGNGCUGGAACAGUGAAAAAUCUGAAUCGACAGAUGAUAGAAUAUCUUGUUAGUACAAUUACGACUUUGGGUACAUAUCUAUACUAUGUGGGAAGCUGUUAUACGUUCUUAUUAACAUCGAAUCGAUUUCGUCAACGGGCCAGAAAAAUAGAAUAG
Molecule: messenger RNA, 519 nt
Organism: Adineta ricciae
Lineage: Eukaryota; Metazoa; Rotifera; Eurotatoria; Adinetida; Adinetidae
Source: the annotation of a GenBank genome assembly